AGCCCAUGCCUGGUAUGUCUAUAAAUACUGAGAGCUACGAUAGCCUCUUCACCAUUCAGCAACAAAGCACCUUAGCACUUCGAGCUUUUCCAAAUCCAAUUUGUCAUCAAGAUGAAAAGUUUCUUUGCUCUCCUAGCCUUCUCUUCACUUCUUCUGUUGUCAAGCAUCGUCAUAGCAAGGAAAGAGCCUGUUGAAUAUGUGAAGACUGUUGUGGAGCAAGUAGCCAAAGAUCUUUCUAUUGAUCCAUCAUCCCGGUUUCCCAUAUACCAUGAUAACCAAAAUGGACAAUCUGUCGAUACUUCGUCCCGGUUUCCCAUAUACCAUGAUAACCAAAAUGGACAAUCUAUCGAUCCAUCGUCCCGGUUUCCCAUAUACCAUGGUAACCAAAAUGGACAAUCUAUCGAUCCAUCCUCCCGGUUUCUCAUAUACCAUGGUAUAGAUCCAUUCUCCCGGUUUCCCAUAUACCAUGGUAACCAAAAUGGACAAUCUAUCGAUCCAUCGUCUCGGUUUCCCAUAUACCAUGGUAACCAAAAUGGACAAUCUAUCGAUCCAUCAUCCCGGUUUCUCAUAUACCGAAAUGGAAAAUCUAUCGAUCCAUCGUCCCGGUUUCCCAUAUACCAUGGUAACCAAAAUGGACAAUCUGUCGAUCCUUCGUCCCGGUUUCCCAUAUACCAUGAUAACCAAAAUGGACAAUCUAUCGAUCCAUCGUCCCAGUUUCCCAUAUACCAUGAUAACCAAAAUAGACAAUCUAUCGAUCCAUCGUCCCGAUUUCCCAUAUACCAUGGUAACCAAAAUGGACAAUCUAUCGAUCCAUCCUCCCGGUUUCUCAUAUACCAUGGUAUAGAUCCAUCCUCCCGGUUUCCCAUAUACCAUGGUAACCAAAAUGGACAAUCUAUCGAUCCAUCGUCCCGGUUUCCCAUAUACCAUGGUAACCAAAAUGGUGACCAAAACUCUAAGGCCAACGAAGAAGGUGCUGCCAAAAGUGCUUCUACUGACCAAUAAAUUGUAGAAGCAGAUGAUAAGAAAAAUCAAACUUCAAAGGAAAAUCCUAUCAAGAGAUAUAAUAAAAAAUAACGGAUUGUAGUUUGAAGUUUGUGAAUGCCUUUAUAUGGCAAAUUGUAGAGGCUAUGACCUUGAAUGAUGUAUCUUCUAUGUUUGUACUGUUAUUCUUCUCGUUGUCUAUGUAUGCUAUUUCGUAGUUAAAUAAAUUUUUAUGGCUUGUUUCA
Messenger RNA from Ziziphus jujuba (common jujube), 1226 nucleotides. RefSeq lists its product as uncharacterized. NCBI's taxonomy places the organism in Eukaryota, Viridiplantae, Streptophyta, Magnoliopsida, Rosales, Rhamnaceae. The record is from RefSeq and is a predicted model, not a curated record. The transcript is spliced from 3 exons. Bases 112 to 1002 code for a protein of 296 amino acids.